AAUCGUCUCCGCUUCUUCUCUUCUCUUCUCUCCCAAUCCCGACCCGCACCCGGCGGAAUCUCGCGGCACGCAGGUCAAACCCCGCCACCCGCACCCAUCUCGCUCUCGCGGGCCCGGAUCGGGCCAGAUUCUAGGCUUCGCGGGCCAGGGACCGAGCUGCCGGCCGGCGGCGGCGGCGCCGGAGCAAGAUGGACGGGUUCUUGCACAGGGUCAAGGGGCUGGACGCCUUCCCCAAGGUCAACGAGGACUUCUACAAGCGGACGCUCUCCGGCGGCGUCGUCACGCUCGUGUCCGCCCUCAUCAUGAUGCUCCUCUUCAUCUCCGAGACCAAGUCGUAUUUUUAUUCAGCAACAGAGACUAAGUUAGUGGUAGACACAUCAAGAGGAGAAAGGCUAAGAGUAAAUUUUGAUAUUUCUUUCCCAAGUAUUCCUUGCACCCUUCUCAGUGUUGAUACAAGGGAUAUUAGUGGUGAGCAGCACCAGGACAUUCGGCAUGACAUUGAAAAGAAAAGGUUAGAUUCACAUGGUAAUGUUAUCGAAUCAAGAAAAGAAGGCAUUGGUGGAGCAAAGAUUGAGAGACCAUUGCAAAAACACGGAGGAAGGCUUGACAAAGGCGAGGAAUAUUGUGGCACAUGUUAUGGUGCAGAGGAGUCGGAUGAACAAUGCUGUAAUUCGUGUGAAGAAGUUAGGGAGGCCUACAAGAAGAAAGGGUGGGCUCUUACAAAUCCUGAUCUAAUUGACCAGUGCGCUAGAGAGGACUUUGUUGAAAGAGUUAAAACUCAACAUGGUGAAGGCUGCAGUGUCCAUGGCUUUCUAGAUGUCAGUAAAGUUGCCGGAAAUUUCCAUUUUGCACCAGGCAGAGGAUAUUAUGAAUCAAACGUAGAGGUGCCUGAACUGUCCCUGGAAGCGGGUUUUAAUAUUACUCACAAAAUAAACAAACUGUCCUUUGGGACAGAAUUCCCUGGUGUUGUCAAUCCACUUGAUGGUGCUCAGUGGACACAGCCGGCAUCAGAUGGGACAUACCAAUACUUUAUAAAAGUUGUCCCUACAAUUUACACCGACAUAAGAGGGCGAAAGAUUGAUUCAAACCAAUUCUCAGUGACGGAGCACUUUAGAGAUGGAAAUGUUCAUCCGAGACCUCAACCUGGAGUAUUUUUCUUCUAUGAUUUCUCGCCUAUAAAGGUGAUAUUCACAGAAGAAAAUAGAUCGUUCCUCCACUACUUGACAAACCUGUGUGCUAUAGUGGGAGGGAUCUUCACUGUCUCUGGCAUCAUUGACUCGUUCAUAUACCAUGGACAAAAGGCACUCAAGAAGAAAAUGGAGAUAGGCAAGUACAGAUAAUUUUCUGAAACCUGAGCCGCACCUCACAUUUUCCAAGUUUUGUGGCUUGUAACGAGGUGGAUCCGGUAUACGCUCUCUAGAGGAGACACUGAGAUUGCAAGCCCAUCAAAAGUUGCACAUUAGUCGAUCAAAAGUUGUAAAAAGACAGAAUAGGGGCAAGUGCUUUGAUGUCCAUCAGUAGCGUGUAGUUGAACGGCCUGAACUGGGGCAAUGCUGUACUUGGAAGUCAGUAGAUCACAGAAAUGUUCUUUUGCUAA
Molecule: messenger RNA, 1597 nt
Organism: Lolium perenne
Lineage: Eukaryota; Viridiplantae; Streptophyta; Magnoliopsida; Poales; Poaceae
Cellular component (GO): endoplasmic reticulum; COPII-coated ER to Golgi transport vesicle
Source: RefSeq, a predicted model, not a curated record